AUGGUUAAGAACUUGACUUUCGAUGUCCGCUACGACAAUGAGCUAGCUCAUGAAUACUACGGCGAGGGAAGCAAGCUCGCGGCCACAAUCCGGCAGACCUACCAUGAUAGAGACCUGGAAGUCCCCGACGAAUAUGAUUCCACGCUGACCACUCCGCCCAUCCACUUCAUGUCGGUCUCUGCCCCAGACACGGUGGAUGUAGAUAAUUUGAAAGGCGUCCAGGUCCCGCCAGGAUUGAACAUCGAGAUCUUGGAUUUCGACAUGUAA
Messenger RNA from Aspergillus heteromorphus CBS 117.55, 267 nucleotides. RefSeq lists its product as uncharacterized. Bases 1 to 267 code for a protein of 88 amino acids. NCBI's taxonomy places the organism in Eukaryota, Fungi, Ascomycota, Eurotiomycetes, Eurotiales, Aspergillaceae. The transcript has 4 exons. The record is from RefSeq and is a predicted model, not a curated record.